GUGGCUGGCAUAAGGGAAGCUGCCUUACAGCAGCGACUAUUAAACGAGGAAAACUUGACUCUGCCAGCGGCAGAAAAAAUCAUUACAACAUGGGAAAUGGCUGGGGCAAAUGCCAGAACUUUGGGUGUUUCGGGUACUAUAGGGCAAUCCUUCAAUAAACUAUUAAACACUUAUGCUGUUGCAAACCAGAUUAAUGGUCAGAUUGCCUCUGUCAGAGGACCCGUAAAACAUAGGCUGGGGGUUAGGCCACAUAAUAAUGGAUUUUCUAACGAAAAAAGGGGGGCAAAUGAUAGAAAUUUAGGCGAAGGCUUCAGGUCAGCAGAUUGGAAAAGAAGGCGUCCUGAUUAUUCUGGUUACACUUGUGAUUUCUGUGGUGCCAAGGGGCAUAUCAAGCGAAAAUGUUUUAGAUACAUAAACCUCAGACGCAAUGCAGUCAACCUGGUGCAAUCUCCACAACCAGGACCCAGCACCGACACAAAUUUGAAUGAGCUAAUGAACCGAAUGACGACCAACGAUCUAGGAAGCGACGAUGAAGACGACAACAACGAGUCAGGUGAAUUUUCGUGCAUGUUAGUGACGUCAAUAAACAGAAUAAGUGAGCCAUUCUUGAUUGAUUUAGCCAUCGAAGGGCAUUUAGUUACAAUGGAAGUAGAUUGUGGGUCUGCAGUAUCGGUAAUAAACAGAGAACAGUAUUUGAAUCAGUUUGACAAACCUUUGCAAAAGUGCACGAAACAAUUAAUUGUAGUAAAUGGUGCUAAACUGAAAAUCGAGGGUGAAGUUUUAAUUACCAUUGGAAACGUCCCGGUCAUGGCUCAUCGCAACCAGCUAAGAGUCAGUAAAAGCUCAUCAUAUUCGCUUCGGCCCAAGAUCUCCAUUUCGAUGAAGGAAGUUGGAAAGUCACCCAGGGGUGAAUCGCGCCUGGACAAUAAUGGACUUCCGGUGGUACUUGUUCGGGUUGAUAGAGGACAGGACGAAUUACACUCGAGCGAUGGGGGCAGGCUAAUCCCUGAUAUUCCCAUUCGAAUCAAUCAGGAUGGUAACGAGUCGCGAUCCGGGGAUGGAGGCAGGGAACUCCCUGAGAAGGCCGUUCGAAUGAGAAGGAAGCGUAAGCGAGAUACACGGAUAAAGGAGCCUGUAAAUGACGAUCUACGUAGGUCGAAGCGAGUUAAAAUGAUGAAUAGAAACAGUGAUUAUGUGUAUGAUAAAUGGUAGCGAUGAAUUAUGUAAUCUACAAUAUCUGAGUUAGACUAUAUGUAGAUAUCAAACGAAUUGUA
Molecule: messenger RNA, 1274 nt
Organism: Armigeres subalbatus
Lineage: Eukaryota; Metazoa; Arthropoda; Insecta; Diptera; Culicidae
Exons: 2
Coding region: 97-1212 (371 amino acids)
Molecular function (GO): nucleic acid binding; zinc ion binding
Source: RefSeq, a predicted model, not a curated record